This is a messenger RNA of Rosa chinensis, 1980 nucleotides long. RefSeq lists its product as uncharacterized. The transcript has 5 exons. The record is from RefSeq and is a predicted model, not a curated record. The coding region runs from base 353 to 1642 and encodes 429 amino acids. Gene Ontology annotation, cellular component: nucleus. Lineage: Eukaryota; Viridiplantae; Streptophyta; Magnoliopsida; Rosales; Rosaceae. Gene Ontology annotation, biological process: DNA replication. Gene Ontology annotation, molecular function: single-stranded DNA binding.
AAGUAAAAACUAUACCUUUCUUUAAUUCUUUUUCUUCAACGCACGCAGUUCUUCUUUUUCUUCUUCCGUCAUCUACGGUAGUCGACCUUUUUCUUUUUCUUCAGCUAUUGAGCUAUUGUACUAUCAACUCUCAAUCAGGUUUCUUCCAGAGGAUCAUCAUUAUUGUCUCAUUGGAUGUGCUAGUUGAUAAAUGUGAUGUGAUAUCACUGGACAGGCUGACAGAUUUUCGAAUGCACAAUCCCCAGGGACAAGACUUGUAGAUCAAACAACCGAGCAAUUCGCUUCUUCUACCCUCUCUUUCGACUCAACCCUCGCUCAUUCCCGACCAACCAAACCCUUCAAUUUUCCUGUGAUGGACCCGAGGCUAACAGAGGGGGCGAUACUGAAGAUCACAACGGAGUUUGUUGACGACAACUAUAAGCCUAUCCUGCAAGUGAUCGACUUGAAGCAGAUCCACACACAGCGCGGCGGCGGCCAGGUCACUGAGCGGUACAGGGUGGUCAUCUCCGAUGGGUCCCACACUGCGCAGGGGAUACUGAGCACUCAGCAGAACUUCCUGGUUCAGCAAGGCCACCUUCAGAAGGGCUCCUUUGUCUGCCUAAAUCAAUUCAUCUGCACCACCAUCCAAGGCCGCAUGAUCAUCAUUAUUGUCUUAUUGGAUGUUCUAGUUAAUAAAUGUGAUAUCAUUGGACAGGCUGCCAGAUUUUCGAAUGCACUAUCCUCACGGACAAGACUUGUAGAUCAAACAACUGAGACAAUUAUAAGCGAACCCUACAGUCUUCCGGCGAUGGACGCGAGGCUAACGGAGGGGGCGAUACUGAAGAUCACGACGGAGUAUUUUGACGACAACUAUAAGCCUAUCCUACAAGUGAUCGACUUGAAGCAAAUCCACACACAUGGCGGCGGCCAGGUCACUGAACGGUACAGGGUGGCCGUAUCCGAUGGGUCCCACACCGAGCAGGGGAUGCUGGCCACUCAGCAGAACUUCCUGGUUCAGCAAGGCCACCUUCAGAAGGGCUCCGUUGUCCGCCUGAAGCAAUUCACCUGCCCCACCAUCCAAGGCCGCAAGAUCAUCCUUAUUGUCGUAUUGGAUGUUCUAGUUGAUAAAUGUGAUAUCAUUGGACAGGCUGCCAGAUUUUCGAAUGCACUAUCCCCACGGACAAGACUUGUAGAUCAAACAACUGAGACAAUUAUAAGCGAACCCUACAGUCUUCCGGCGAUGGACGCGAGGCUAACGGAGGGGGCGAUACUGAACAUCACGACGGAGUAUUUUGACGACAACUAUAAGCCUAUCCUGCAAGUGAUCGACUUGAAGCAAAUCCACACACAUGGCGGCGGCCAGGUCACUGAACGGUACAGGGUGGCCGUAUCCGAUGGGUACCACACCGAGCAGGGGAUGCUGGCCACUCAGCAGAACUUCCUGGUUCAGCAAGGCCACCUUCAGAAGGGCUCCGUUGUCCGCCUGAAUCAAUUCACCUGCACCACCAUCCAAGGCCGCAAGAUCAUCAUUAUAAUCUCAUUGAAUGUGCUAGUUGAUAAAUGUGAUAUCAUUGGACAGGCUGCCGGAUUUUCGAAUGCACUAUCCCAAUGGACAAUACUUAUAGAUCAAACAACCGAGCAAUUCGGUUCCUUGGGGCUAUAAUCUUUCUUGGUCGUCUUCUAUAAAAUUCAACAUGCUUCCAACAUGCAAUUUUUUUACAAAAAUGUGUGUUAUAUACAGUUAAAUCUCUACAAAUUAAUAGAGUUGGCAAAGAGAAAUUUUAUUAACACACAGCUAUCUUCUUAAUACACAUCCAUCAAUUUUUUUUUAUACAUUUUUCCUUCAUUAUGCCUCUUUUACCCUUUUCCUCUUUCUCUCUUUCCCCACCUGCAACUUUUCUUUCUUCUCCGGCCGCCUUUGCAUAUCAUGUUCUAUGUAAAUCUGGCAUAAAUGUAUAAUACAUCAAUCCAGUGGAAUGUAAAAUUAUAGACUUUGAAACA